Messenger RNA from Penicillium canescens, 1563 nucleotides. Its product is annotated as cytochrome P450. NCBI's taxonomy places the organism in Eukaryota, Fungi, Ascomycota, Eurotiomycetes, Eurotiales, Aspergillaceae. The transcript is spliced from 7 exons. Gene Ontology annotation, molecular function: iron ion binding; heme binding; oxidoreductase activity, acting on paired donors, with incorporation or reduction of molecular oxygen. Bases 1 to 1563 code for a protein of 520 amino acids. The record is from RefSeq and is a predicted model, not a curated record.
AUGUCUGUAGUCAGCUGGGUAUCCCUCGCACUGGUCCUCGGUGGCCUAUAUUAUGGCAUUCGGAUAUACGGUCUAUGGAUUCUGGAGACUACGGUGUCAUUGUACCUGGAAACAUUUAAUUCGGGCGUUUCAAGUCUGGGCAAGCCCAUCUCGGGCCCUAAAUGGGAGUUCCCCAACGGUACCGUAAUUGAACGGUUUCUUAACGGUCGAGUCAAUUCCGAAAAAUGGCGACAGUAUGGCCUUGUGUAUCGUAUCUGGUCCGGUCCUCAUCCUGAAAUGCAAGUCUCCUCCCGCUCCCAUUCUUUAACUGUCAUCACCACACCAGAAGAUCUCAAAUACUUUGCAUCGGACUCCAAUAACCAUGGCAAGCCACCAAACUCCAAUAUGGGAUGGUUCCUCGGAGAACUCCUUGGAAAAUGUAUGGGUCUCCUUGCCGGUCAAGACUGGAAACGUGUCCGACAAAUCUUCAACCCACCAUUUACGCACACAGCAGCGGUCAACCAGAUUGAGGUAAUUGAAAGUGCUGCCAGGAAAUAUGUGGAGGAGCUACCGCUCAUCACCGAUAACUGUCAAAAGACCUCAACUGAGAAAAUUGGCCACUCUUUCACGAUACCAGUCGUAAAGACAUUUACUAAAUUCCCUUACUUCCUCACGGCCCAAUCCAUAUAUGGUCCCAUGUCAGAGAAGGAAGAGCAAAAGUUGUGGACGGUAACUGAGAACCGCCUUGCGUUGAAUCCAUACAUGUUCGGCGGAGGUCCGUAUCGGUUCGAAAGAGGCGCCAAGGGAUUUGAUACUGCGGCUGUCCAAAAGCUCCGAGAGUACAGUCGGGAGUGGCAUGAAUUUAACGAUGGCAUGGUGCAGGUGCGGCGUGCACGUGGCGAAAAGGCGGCGAUUGUCUCGUACUGGGAGGAAUAUGAAAAAGGGAACCUGACAUUGGAAGAGCUGUUGCAUACAUUGGACGAGCUGCUGAUGGUUAACCUUGACGUUUUCACGCAUGUCAUAUCCUGGUUUAUUACCCUUGUCGCUGACCACGAGGCGAUUAAGCGAGAGUUGCGCGAUGAAGUGACGGCAAAUAAAGACAAUAUCCUUGGAUACUUGGCUCAGACAGACACACACUUACACCGAUCCUUCUAUGAAUCGAUGCGGAUUCGACCAUUCACGAUCUUCACUAUUGGAGAAUGUGCAUCUACCGUUAAGAACUUCCACGGUAUCUUGGUCAAGCCUAAUACGCAAGUCCUUGUAGAUGUAUUGGGUAUCAACAUUCGCAACCCAUUCUGGGGUGCCAACAGUGAGGCGUUCAACCCAUCUCGGUUCAAGACCAUCAAGCAGUCUGAUCUUCGAUACAAUCUCCACGUGUUCGGAUUCGGCAGCCGCAAGUGCAUGGGCCAGUACCUGGCUGGUCAUAUCGCUAAAUCGCUGGUAGUUCAUCUCUUCCACCAGUAUGAAGUCUUAGUGUCGGAUGGUCGUGACGGAGCCAAUUAUGAUACGGAUAAGUCGAGCUGGACCCCUAAGGCGGAUGCUUCGUUGCAGUUGACUAGACGAGAUGUGGUGGAGAGUAUCUAA